Messenger RNA from Durusdinium trenchii, 1255 nucleotides. Lineage: Eukaryota; Dinophyceae; Suessiales; Symbiodiniaceae. The record is from the annotation of a GenBank genome assembly.
UCUUAGUGAGCUACUCCUCAGUACUAGCUUUGCCCCAACUCAAGUUUUAGCACUCUUAGCGGCCUAAACCCCGUAAAAGGAUAAAAACAAACGAGCAGACACCAUGAAGUAGUUGAUCAGAAGGUCAAUGUAAGGACUUUGACUAUGUUCAUCAAUAGCCUUGUAUUGUUGUUGUCCAGCGUCUUUCGAGUUCGCAGAAGGGUACAACAAUCGCCGCUAUAGAUCCAAUUUUGUACUUGUUCACCUCCGUUGGACUUCUAGGAUGUAACCUCCGCGAAACUUACACAUGGGGUUUGCAAAAGAUUCGCGCAAUUAAUAUAGAGCUCCUUUGCGAAGAAUGAUGACAUUAUAUAUAUAUAUGUUCGUGUGUGUGUGUGCAAAUCCAUGUUUAGUCCAGAUGCUUGCAGGAUCAUUUUUUGUUGUUUCUUCAUUGUUUUGAGCGAGCCAGCACAAGGAAAUCUUGCACUUUGGAUUGCCGCUGCUGCAGAGGAUGGCAGGAAGAGACCUGGUGAACUCUAAGAUUUGCCCAGAGGGUGCUCAUGGCCUAGCGGCGAUGGCCACUGAACGACAAAUUGCGCCACAGGACGAGACGCUUUCGCUAUUGUUUCAGAGGAAGCAUGCUGCUUGCAAUGUGGCUGACGGCCCUUUGCUGGUGAAAGUGGAGAUGGCCGACUCUCAUGGCCUUUGCUCCCCAUUUUGGCUGAGUGGGAGUGUGCUGAAUGGUCAACUCAGCUUGGACACGCCCAGUGAUAUGCUGCAGCGCUGCUACAGCUUGUGGAGCAGACACAAGUCCCGGACAUGAUAGACAUCCGAGGGAUUGGACAACUGCAGACUGUAGACAAAGCGGCGGUACUGCACCAGUGCUGUGCUGACUCAACUUUGGCACAAUCGCGGACAUGUGUACCACACUGCCACAUCAAAAAUCCGCACGCAGCACCCCAAUGGGGUCAUCUCGGCAAGAUGGAAUGACAGAAGUUCACAGUGAACAAACGCUUGCUCGAAACUGAUACCUUGAGCAAUGGCAACAGGAGCGAGUAUUCAAAGCUUUUGAAACCAGACUCUCGAGCCCAGGGGCACAUUCACGGCAAGAGUGGUUGAGGUUCCUAUUGGACUAGCACAUGCUACUAUGAACCCCCAAAGGUCCACAGGGUGGCUUAGCGUCCAGAGGACUAGACUGAGCUGCUUGGAUUGUUCGAGCUUACUUGCUCUGCAAGAGCGCGGAGCAUCAAUGGAAUCCGAGCUCGAAGCUGUGAGG